AUAAACCACAACGCUCAAGCCUUAGUUUGGUGCGUACUCUCGCACAUUUAUCUUCCAUCCAACGAAGUAUUUCCACCGGUUUUUGCUAAUUUAUGAAUUCUUGUGGUCUUUUUCGCGUUUCUACGUUUAUUAAAAGUUGGGUUUUACCGGAAAUUUCAACGCGGCGGUCAAGCAGUAAUUUUGCAAAAAUGAGUGUGCUUACGACUACUUUAAACAACGGAUUGAAAAUGCCAAUGAUAGGGUAUGGAACCUGGCAAGCAAAAGACGAAGAACUGGAGCAAGCCUUCGAAGCCGCCCUGGAAGCCGGAUACCGCCAUAUCGACACAGCUCACGUCUAUGAAAAUGAAAAAGUUAUCGGCAAAGUUCUAAACCGGUGGCUCUCCUCGGGCAAACUAACCCGCAAAGACAUCUUCCUCGUCACCAAACUGCCCCCUGGGGGAAACCGCCCGGAGGCCGUCUCCAAGUACAUCAAACGCUCGCUCGACCUGCUCCAAGUCCAAUAUCUGGAUUUGUUCUUGAUCCACGUCCCGUUUGCGUUCAAGGACGUCGAGGGGGACCUGCAUCCCAUGACUCCAGAUGGGCGCAUCGACAUUGACCCCAGCACCGACCACGUGGCCUUAUGGAAGGCGAUGGAAGCGCAACUCGACGCAGGACUCACAAAAUCCAUCGGCCUUUCAAACUUCAACCAGAAGCAGAUUGAGAGAGUUUUGCAAAACUGUCGCAUUCCGCCUUCCAAUCUCCAGGUGGAACUUCACGCGUAUUUGCAGCAGAAAGAGUUGGUCGAGUUUUGCAAAACGAACAAAAUCGUUGUGACGGCUUACUCACCUUUGGGGUCUCCCGGAUUGGCGAAAUUUAUGGCCCAAUUUGGACAAAAGAUUGAUUUGCCGGAUAUUUUGAAUAAUCCGGUAGUUAAAGCAAUUGCAGCCAAACACAAGAGGAGCGAAGCCCAGAUCGUGCUGCGCCAUGCAGUCCAGAAGGGGAUCGUGGUGAUUCCCAAAAGCACCAACCCGAAGCGGCUGCGGGAAAACAUCGACAUUUUCGGGUUCGAGCUGGAUCAGGGGGACAUGAGUCAGUUGAAUGGUCUGGACCAGGGGAUCAGGAUUUUGAAUUUUGCCGCCUUUAAGGGGAUUGAGGAGCACCCAGAGUACCCGUUUAAAUAAAAGAGGCACGAGUUUGUAAAAAAUUUAUUGUAUUCUUGUAAGGAUAUGACGUACAGAUAGAACACGAAAUAAUUCUUCGUUGUAGUUUGGUGUUUAUAAGUAAACUAUGUCUUAAUAAA
Tribolium castaneum (red flour beetle) is the source of this 1279-nucleotide messenger RNA. RefSeq lists its product as uncharacterized. The coding region runs from base 93 to 1160 and encodes 355 amino acids. The record is from RefSeq and is a predicted model, not a curated record. NCBI's taxonomy places the organism in Eukaryota, Metazoa, Arthropoda, Insecta, Coleoptera, Tenebrionidae. The transcript is spliced from 5 exons. Gene Ontology annotation, molecular function: oxidoreductase activity.